GUAUUCUGGAUCACUGUGCUCAUACAAUCCCUCUCUGGCUCCUCACUCUGAGGCAACAACCUCCCAAGCAGCACCCUGCACUGCCUGGCCGUUUGAUUCGCCACCGAUCGGAUACGUCACAAGUCCCUGUGAUUGUGAUUGGGUCUGUGAGGUACAUUAGGAUGAGAGGGCCCCACUCCAUCGCAGCCUGCGGCGACUGAGAGACACGAGUCCACAGCAGGGUAAAUAUAGCUGCUCCCUAAGACCCAGUCAACAAGGUACAUGACGCUCUGCCAUUCCUAGCAUUAUUCCUAUGGAUGUUCGUCCCAGUUCUGGACAGGAGCUACAUCGACCCCGUGUUUCGGCGGUGGAUGGGGAAAUCAACAGUCGAUGUGGUCUUCCAUCUCAUCACCCGUGGCUGAGAACCCAGCAUGUCCCGUGCCACCACCAAGCGCUACACGGGCUCCUCCUACACCAGCCAGUACACAAGUCCUUAUGGCUCCUCCCUGACGCCCUCCUCCCUCAGCUCCUACUCCUCAGACCGGGACAAGCUGCCCUCCUACAGGAGUAAUGCAGCCUCUUCCUCCGGCUACUCCUCCUCCUCCUCGUCCAGCUACUUGAGCAGCGCUGCGAGCCGCGCCCGCAACUACAGCGCCUCGUCGGAGCCCGACCGGGGCCGCCCCGUCCCCCGCACCGAUCUCCUGGGCAGCGGCCGCCGCAGCGAGAGCCUAAGCCGUGCCCCGGUGAAGAGCUAUGGCUCGCCGGGCCUCAGCGGAGGCUCUGGCUACUCCAGCUACAGCAGCUACUCCUCGUCCACCGCGUCCGGGCGCUCCAGCUACCUCUCGUCGCCGCUCACCGCCUCCAGCCUCUCCCUCGGCCGACGGAGGUCAUCGAGCCAGAGUGACCUGGCGCGGGACCUGUCGUCCCUGGGCCUCGCCUCGCCCCCGUCUCCCCCCUCCAGCGCCCUGAGGGGCUACCGGAGCAGGGACAGCGAUGUAGUCAACACCUACGGUGGCAGCCCGCAGAGCCCCCGCUACGGCCUGUCACGCAGCUCCACGCAGGAGGGCCUGAGCAGCGGCCUGAGCAGCGGCCUGAGGAGCGGCGGCGGUAGCCGCUUCACGGCAUCCUACGAGAGGAGGGACAGCAGCAGCAGCGGCCGACCCGGCUCGCCGGCCAGGGACUCCUCGAAUUCCAAGAACGCCCAGGGCCUGGUGGGUCUACGGAACCUGGGAAAUACGUGCUUUAUGAACUCCAUUCUUCAGUGUCUCAGCAACACACCCAACCUCCGGGACUACUGUCUACACAACUCGUACCGACGCGACCUUAGCAGCAACAGUCGCACCAACACUGGGGCGCUCAUGGAGGAAUUCGCCAAGCUCCUCCAGACUAUGUGGACGUCCUCGAGCAGCGAGGCGGUUGGCCCCUCGGAGUUCAAAACCCAGAUCCAGAGAUACGCCCCGCGAUUUGUGGGAUACAACCAACAGGACGCCCAGGAGUUCCUGCGCUUCCUCCUGGAUGGGCUCCACAACGAGGUCAACAGGGUCACGGUGCGGCCCCGCGGCAACACGGAGGACUUGGACCACCUGCCUGACAGAGAAAAGGGGGAAAAGAUGUGGAAGAAGUACCUGGAAAGAGAGGACAGCAAAAUAGUGGACCUGUUUGUGGGUCAGCUGAAGAGCUCAUUGACAUGCAGUACAUGCGGCUACUGCUCCACAGUCUUCGACCCCUUCUGGGACCUGUCCCUGCCCAUCUCCAAGAAGGGCUACGGAGAAGUCAGCCUGAUGGACUGCAUGAGGCUCUUCACCAAGGAGGACGUCCUCGACGGCGAUGAGAAGCCAACGUGCUACCGCUGUAAAGCCAGGAGACGAUGCACCAAGAAGUUCACCGUACAGAAGUUCCCCAAGAUCUUAGUGCUUCAUCUGAAACGCUUCUCUGAAGCGCGCAGAACCAGCAAACUGUCCACAUUUGUCAACUUCCCGCUGGAGAAACUGGACCUCAGGGAGUUUGCUUCGGAAAACAGCAUAAAUGCGGUAUAUAACCUGUAUGCAGUGUCCAACCACUCAGGCACCACCAUGGGAGGUCACUACACGGCGUACUGUCGCAGCCCCGCCUCCGGCGAAUGGUACACCUUCAACGACUCCAGAGUAACGCCAAUGUCCUCCAGCCAAGUCCGCAGCAGUGACGCCUACGUGCUCUUCUACGAACUGGCCUCCUCACGGAUGUGAGGCCCCCUGGAGGAGCUAGAGUGGGAUGGCACUGCAGAGGCAUGGGGGAGGGAAUGAGGAGGAGGCGGCCGGGGGG
Esox lucius (northern pike) is the source of this 2280-nucleotide messenger RNA. RefSeq names its product ubiquitin specific peptidase 2a (gene usp2a). NCBI's taxonomy places the organism in Eukaryota, Metazoa, Chordata, Actinopteri, Esociformes, Esocidae. Bases 411 to 2204 code for a protein of 597 amino acids. Gene Ontology annotation, cellular component: cytoplasm. The record is from RefSeq and is a predicted model, not a curated record. The transcript has 15 exons. Gene Ontology annotation, molecular function: cysteine-type deubiquitinase activity. Gene Ontology annotation, biological process: protein deubiquitination.